UUGCGAAUCUUAAAAGCAUCAAAGAAAAGGAAAGUCUCCAUAAAUGGUUAAAAUUAAGAAUUAUUUCAAUGAUUGAUACUUGAUUUUUAAUCAGUGUAUGAAUACAAAAUUCUCAGUGUAUCAUAAGCGUUUUCGUUCUAUUUAGAAUUUUGUGAACUUCGUGGAAACUGAGUUUGUGUACCGGUUUCGCUUUGGUGGAAACAAAAGUUUGUAAAGUAAAAUGGCAGAUCAGCUGACUGAGGAACAAAUUGCAGAAUUCAAGGAAGCGUUUUCUCUGUUUGACAAAGAUGGGGAUGGAACAAUCACAACCAAAGAACUUGGAACUGUUAUGAGGUCACUUGGCCAGAAUCCUACUGAAGCAGAAUUACAAGAUAUGAUUAAUGAGGUUGAUGCAGAUGGAAAUGGCACUAUUGAUUUCCCUGAAUUUCUUACAAUGAUGGCAAGGAAGAUGAAGGAUACAGAUAGUGAGGAAGAAAUUAGAGAGGCAUUCAGAGUAUUUGACAAAGAUGGUAAUGGUUUUAUUAGUGCAGCUGAACUUCGACAUGUUAUGACAAACCUUGGGGAAAAAUUAACAGAUGAAGAAGUAGAUGAAAUGAUUAGAGAAGCAGAUAUUGAUGGUGAUGGACAAGUAAAUUAUGAAGAAUUUGUCACCAUGAUGACAUCAAAAUGAAAGCCUUUUAUCAACCUUGUAAUUAAAAUGUUGAAUAUAUUUUUACUGUUCUGUUUUCCAUUUUAAUGAUUGGUGAUAAUGUAAGUUUAAUAUGCAUUUGAAAUUUGAUGUUUUCUUUAUAAAACAAAAAAUUAUUAUAUUACAUAAGAAAAAUUGUAUAAUAGCUCUUGGUUUCUAUUUUUCACUUUACCACUGUAAACCAUACUAAUCCAUGCUUGUUCUCUUUUUUUUUCUCAUACAAAUUACUUCAUUCUCAUAAACAAUUUUCAAUUUAUUGGUUUUGUUUCUUACCUUUACAUUGACUGCAUAAGAAAAGCAAAAAUGUUAUGAAUGGAGGGUUAGUUAUUGUCACUAAACCACUUGGAAGCAUUUGUUCACUAAGAGUUGCAUUAGCUGUUUGAAAAGACCAACAGUUCAAACCACUUCCUCUGAAAAAUAUCCAUACAAAACACCUACUGUUGUACCAUUAAAAUCUUCAAUAAAAUCAUUACUUUGUCACUUG
Limulus polyphemus (Atlantic horseshoe crab) is the source of this 1172-nucleotide messenger RNA. RefSeq names its product calmodulin. The transcript has 5 exons. Bases 221 to 670 code for a protein of 149 amino acids. The record is from RefSeq and is a predicted model, not a curated record. Gene Ontology annotation, molecular function: calcium ion binding; enzyme regulator activity. Lineage: Eukaryota; Metazoa; Arthropoda; Merostomata; Xiphosura; Limulidae.